AACUUUCAUACUCGCUCAAACUGAAGCUUAAUUAGUGCCCGGGAAAAAGCAAAAAGAAAAAGAAAAAAAAGAGAGAAAAUCUUGGUCCAACACUAUAUCAUGGCUACUACCACUGUUAAGUUGAUUAGCUUUCUUGUUUUAUGCUUGGUGGUUGCUAUGCCCAUGACCACCGAAGCCAUAACAUGUGGUCAAGUCGUUAGCGGCCUGAGCUCAUGCCUUUCCUACCUAAGGAGUGGAGGAGCAGUGCCACCAGCAUGCUGCAAUGGGGUUAGGGGUCUCAAUAGCGCUGCUAAAACCACGGCCGAUCGCCAACAGGUUUGCGAGUGCCUGAAAUCUGCAGCUGCCGGAAUCAACCUUAGUAAUGCAUCUAGCCUCCCUGGAAAAUGUAAAGUUAACAUUCCUUACAAGAUCAGCCCAUCCACUGACUGCAAGAGCAUCAAGUGAGGUGGAGAUGAUAUACGCACAAAACAGUACCUAGCUAUGCAGUUCGAGAAUAAUAAGAAGGACUUGUCUGAUCUCCAGUUGAGAGAGUCUCCUUCCCGUACUAGGUUAAUCUCUACGGUUUAUUUUCUACUACUACGUUUGAUCCUUGUCCUUGUAUGCCAGAUAUAAUUAAAAGAGAGGACUUUUUAUUCUA
Molecule: messenger RNA, 637 nt
Organism: Ricinus communis (castor bean)
Lineage: Eukaryota; Viridiplantae; Streptophyta; Magnoliopsida; Malpighiales; Euphorbiaceae
Product: non-specific lipid-transfer protein 1
Exons: 2
Coding region: 100-444 (114 amino acids)
Biological process (GO): lipid transport
Cellular component (GO): membrane
Molecular function (GO): lipid binding
Source: RefSeq, a predicted model, not a curated record